Messenger RNA from Ostrinia furnacalis (Asian corn borer), 495 nucleotides. Its product is annotated as peptidoglycan recognition protein-like. The record is from RefSeq and is a predicted model, not a curated record. Gene Ontology annotation, biological process: peptidoglycan catabolic process. The annotation marks the transcript as partial. Gene Ontology annotation, molecular function: N-acetylmuramoyl-L-alanine amidase activity; zinc ion binding. NCBI's taxonomy places the organism in Eukaryota, Metazoa, Arthropoda, Insecta, Lepidoptera, Crambidae. The transcript is spliced from 2 exons.
ACUUGGCCGGUUUUUUUUUCUUUUAUGGCUUUUUUCAUAAAGAGGUUGCAUACUUUGUGACUUUCAGCUUCUACGUCGGCGGCAACGGCAAGGUCUACGAAGGGGCCGGCUGGCUGCACGUGGGAGCGCACACUUACGGCUACAAUAAACGCUCUAUUGGCAUCUCCUUUAUCGGGAACUAUGAAACUGACGUGCCAACGGCUCAGCAGUUAAACGCAGUGAAGGCCCUCCUUAGGUGUGGAGUGGAGAAUGGUCACCUAACCUCAAACUACCACGUGAUCGGUCACAAGCAAGUACUCGCCACUUUGAGUCCCGGCAGAAACUUGUGGGCAGAAAUCAGGACUUGGCCCGAAUGGAUGGACGACGUCAGCUCGAUCAAAAAUUAAAAGAGAUCCGUGCUAAUAUUAUAAAUGUCUGUCUGUUACCUAUUCAAACUUAAAACUGAACCGAUGUAAACUAAGUGAAAUUUGGAUUAAAAAUAGUUAUAGACUCUGA